This is a messenger RNA of Lachancea mirantina, 168 nucleotides long. NCBI's taxonomy places the organism in Eukaryota, Fungi, Ascomycota, Saccharomycetes, Saccharomycetales, Saccharomycetaceae. The record is from the annotation of a GenBank genome assembly.
AUGAAAUUCAACACCGUUGUUGUCGCAAUCGCUGCUCUAUCUGCUGCCGCUUCGGCCGCUAACUCUUCUAACAGCUCUUCUUCGUCCAAGGGUGACGCUGGUGCUUUGUCGGUAGGUCUUUCCGCCGUCGGUGCCGCUGCUGCGGGCGCCGUUGCGUUGUUGUUGUGA